UUUAUGAGUAUAUCUAUCACUUUAAUUGUAAUGUAAUUGAUAUGUUAUAACAAAAUAAUGUAUACAAAGAGUACCAAACGAACAGCAAAAGAAAUUCAAGAAAUUCUUCUUGUAUUAUAACUUACAGGUAUGAGAGAGGAAAUGGAAGAGAGAGAGAGAGAGAGAGAGAGAGAGAGAGAGAGAGAGAGAAAAUACGCGCACAGACCAUUUUUGAAAGCAAAGACAAAAUAAGUGUAGCACUGUUAGUAAAUGGUACCAGCGAUAAAUUCUAUGUAUCGAUAAAUAAUAUAGCAUUGUUUAAAGGUUGAAAAUUAAGUCACGUCUGAAGUUAUAUUUUCUUAUUCUUACAACUGCGAUGCAGCCUUCCAUUACAAUUACAUUACCUACGUUUGUUUUAUUUCCUUUAGAAAGCAAAUAUAGAUAAUGCAGAAUUUUGAAGUUACUCAAAUCCUAAUUGGUGCACUAAUUUUCAAUAAGAUGAUUAGUAGACAGUACGAAAAAAUGUGAUUGUUAUAAAUUAUAAUUAAAAAAUGUAAUAAAAAAAAAAUAAAAUGACAAUGUUUUAUGUCAUCAUCGAUAAUAGCGAUUAAGGAUAAAACACCGGAAAUAUUUAAUAGAAAAUCUCCAUGCCAACGCUAAUUGUCAGCUUUCCCUUCAACGACGAUUACAUGUAUUAUAUGAACAUUGCCUCGGGAACACAACGUCUAAAUUUUUUGUACAAAGUAUAACCUUUUUUACUCUUGGCUUUUUCUACAUUUAAAUUACAUAGUGAACAAACACAACUGUCCGUGUUCGACGAUGCAAUCGCCGGGAACAUUCUUCUAAUCUUUGCACUUCCAAUGCUGUAAAAAUGCCGUCGUUGUUGGAAGCGCUGGAGCUAAAAUACGGCAGUUCAACGACGGAUUGCUCAUUAACGGAUGAUGAGGCGGAGUCUGGUUCGCCCAAAGCCGCCCUGUCGGUGAGCAUCUUCAUCCCUAAGAAGUCUCCACGACAUACAGUGCCGGCGUUACUGGUGCUCCAGGACUGCGACAUUGAAUCGGCAGGUAAUGACGCCGAGAAACUUCGCAACAAGUGCAAGAACGUCGAGGAGCUUGAUUUGGCACAGAACAAGUUGUCGCAAUGGACGGAAGUAUUCGGCAUCCUGCAGCACAUGCCCAAAAUCAAAUUUGUAAACUUGAGCUUCAACUGCCUCGCAGAGGUACUGGAGAUCAAACAUGGUAAUUACGAUCUUCUGAGAAACCUCGUACUGAACGGUACCAGGGUGUCCUGGUCGACGGUGCAGGGACUGAUACGACUCCUGCGCAAUCUGGAAGAACUCCAUUUGUCUUUGAACGAAUAUAAAACGGUGGACUUGGAUUAUCAAAAGCCGGAGAACGUAAAUCCGGCGCUGAAAAAAUUACACUUUACUGGCAAUCCGGUGGAAGUUUGGAACGAGAUCUCGAAAUUGGGGUACCUAUUUCCGAACCUGAAGAGCCUUGUUCUCGCCGAGUGUCCAAUUAGAUCACUCGGUUUGGAGGAAAAUCAGAAUUUGCCAGGCGAGGAUGGUCGUCGAGCAAAGGAAGAAGGACUUGGUCAGGAUAGCGAAAACAUGAAUCACUUAGAUACAGAUGAACACACUUCGUCGACAGAUGAUAAGGGAAAUAGGAUAUUUGAAAACAAGGUGAAUUACGAUAGAUCCGAAUCAAAGUCGGAAUCCAAUGGAAUGACCAUCGAGUCGCCUCACAAUCCCUUCAGAAUGCUGAGGUUCCUGAAUCUGAACGGUACUCUACUAUCCACUUGGGACGAAGUCGAAAGGCUAGCCAGGUUUCCCGUGUUGAAGUCGCUCAGAAUCCAAGGCUGCCCGCUUUUCGAGAGUCCUCGAGAAUAUACAGAACACGAGAGGCGGCAGCUACUAAUAGCCCGACUGCCAAACGUCGAGACUUUGAACGGCGGCGGCGUGAUAUCGUCUCAGGAGCGCGAGGACGCCGAGAGGGCCUUCAUACGUUAUUACAUGGACAAACCGGAAGCUGAUCGGCCCGAAAGGUAUUCCGAGCUCGUGGCUAUUCACGGAAAAUUGGACCCCUUGGUGAACGUAGAUUUAACACCGGAGAAAAGGGUCAAGGUCACGUUCACUUACGGAGAUCUCGUCGAGGUACGAUCGGUUGAUGUAUAUAGAACAGUUUUCGAAUUAAAAACUAAGUUGGAAAGUAUGGUGAAAAUUCCUGCCAACAGAAUGAGGCUUUUCUACGUUGACCAAGAAAUGAAGGCGCAAUAUGGACCGGAGGAAAUGCUCUAUCCAAACAAGCAGCUAUAUCGAUACAACAUUAGGAACGGCGAUGAGAUCAUUAUUGACAGCAAACUGAAUCGAUUCGCGUCAACGUCUUCAACCACUUCUUCCAUUCGUUCCUGAAGAAGAACGAUGAGUGAAUCGCGCGGUAUUGAAGAAAUCCGAUAAUUCCUCGGGUUUUGAUCUCCACUUAUAGCCUCACGAUGCAAUACUCUCGUUGAUAAUCGUAAUACUGUUACAGAUCGACAGAGAGGCACCGUGUACGGUUUUCAUGAUCGCGUUUGUUAAUAACUGCGGAUCUGAAAAUCGAUAACUUUUGCAAUCCAAGGAGAAUAAAUAGAUUCGAAGGCGAAUGUUUCCCUACGUGGAAGUCUAAAUAUAUAGAAUUAGGGAUUUACGGAUGUUUGAUGUUAUCUUAAACUGCAAAUAUUUCAGAAAUAAUGGUGGACAGACGAUUAGAAAUCGUGAAUUGGCGAAAACUUGGUAAUCUGUCACAGGCGAAAUUAUCUAAGAA
Messenger RNA from Mycetomoellerius zeteki, 2780 nucleotides. It is a transcript of the gene mlt, whose product is annotated as tubulin folding cofactor E like protein mlt. Gene Ontology annotation, cellular component: cytoplasm. The record is from RefSeq and is a predicted model, not a curated record. NCBI's taxonomy places the organism in Eukaryota, Metazoa, Arthropoda, Insecta, Hymenoptera, Formicidae. The transcript is spliced from 7 exons. The coding region runs from base 851 to 2389 and encodes 512 amino acids.